Molecule: messenger RNA, 303 nt
Organism: Amoebophrya sp. A25
Lineage: Eukaryota; Dinophyceae; Syndiniales; Amoebophryaceae
Source: the annotation of a GenBank genome assembly
CGGUAACGGUCCUGUUGCUGGUCAAAGCGUUCUCGAAGUUAGUUGGCGACUACACGGAAGCAGGAUCAGGAAAAGGGGGAAAUUCUCAGCCGGUUGCGCACGCCUUCAUUGGUGCGACAAGCGUUAAGGCUGUUAUUUGGUUCACUCGAGGCGGGGGCACGGAGAAAUCAGUAAGCCCAUAUUUUGGCUACAAUCCAGUUAUCGGAGCUGGUGCUAACUUGCUCGAAGGUGAUAGGACACUGGCCCCGCAGCUUAAUGGUGACCUUGCGCAACUAGUUAGGCAACACGGCGGCGAUGGUGAAG